UUUUUGCAUAACAUCAAAAGCUGUGCCAUGCUUGCUUAACUAAAUAGAAAUUUUUUUCCAGGCCAAUGAUGAUUUCACUGAUGUCCAAAUGAGGAAAAACAAUACAAUGGCACUGAUACAGGCACUAAAUUAAGGAAGCUCAAACAUGCAUUUUAGUCUAAGCCUUGUCCGGGAAACUGCCUCAUGGUCUUAUAAGCAUUAUAAUCUGGUUUGCAUUUAUUAACUUAUUCGUUUGUGUGUGUGCAUGUACAUAUUAACUUUUACUUGCUCUGGAGUUCCCCUUUUCAGUGUUAAUAAAAAAUCAAGAGUUGCAAAAGCAACAUAUGUGUCAACACAAAAACGAUCAAAAUUUUUGACAACAUAUUCCAGAACGUGAGUCACGUGAAUGUUCGUGUGAAAAAACAAUAUAUAAGGAUCAGACACAGCUCUCUGUAAACGUGUUUCACCUCAGCACACACUGAAGUAAAGAUGAAGGUUCUGCUGCUGUCAUUGGCUCUCGCACUGCUGUUGGCUGAUGGAUUUGCCUUGAGAUGUAAUAACUGUGUUCCCCGCUCUGGUGGACGUUGUACGACCACUAGGGAGACUUGUGGGUAUAGGCAAGAUGCUUGUGUAUCUGCCAGAUUUACAAGCUAUCCUUUUUCUUACUUCCGGAGGUGCAUUGCUAUGUCCGACUGCAUGAUUCUUCGGGCCAGCCCUCACAUCUCAGCCUCAUGCUGUCAGAGUGAUCUGUGCAAUUAAAUUCACAGGGCUCAACAUACACAUAUUGCAUUUUUAAGAAGAAACAAAUCAAAUGGGAAGAUUUUUUUAUGCCACUGAGCUCAUCAUUUAUUUACAUAAGCAAAAAUAAGGAUUUACACAACUUGCAAAUUUGUUAGGAGGGAUUAUGAUGUACGCUGUUUAUUUCUUUUAAUCAUUUUAGAUGCCAAUUUAUAUAAUGUACAAAAACUUGGGUCUACACAUUCUUAAUUUGUGUUUUUUUCCCCACAUUUUAAAUUAAUUAACCUCCCAAAACAAUAAAAUUACAUAAAUGAAACAAAAGGAAAUAUAUAAUAUAGACCUAAAACAUCUUUAAAUAGAAGUAAACUGUUUUAUUUUAACAUCUUCAGUGUAGACACCCAUUGCUUAGAAUUAGCAAACAAAAGUCCUCUUGGCUUUUAUCACACGACUUAUUUAAGUCUCACACUGAGGUGCCCUUUAACAGUGUUGAAUUAAAUUGCAUCUAUUUUGAAAACAUUUUUAAAUAAAGAUUUUUAGAAACAAAUAUGUUGACAAAAUUAUAUGGCUCUACACAUAACUAUUUCAAACAUUCACACAUAUGCCUUCAUAUCUGAGAUCAUGAAAGUCUAGCAGCCUGAAACUUUGUGAAUGUGUGUGUUUGUGUGUCUUGUUUUUUUUGUUUUUUUUGUAAAUGAAAUUCAGUUGUCAUAGUUGGUUAAGAAGCAUUUUCUACCUUGUUUGACAUAAAAAUGCUGCAAAUUUUAGCUUAGAUCCUGUCAUAAGGUCAUUGAUUUGUUUAAUUAGCUUACCAUGUGACCUGACAGAGCAUUUUUAAUGAAUUAUUGUUUUUAUUAGAAUCACAUAAUUAUUAAAUAAUGACUGCUAAUGAAUCAAAUA
Paramisgurnus dabryanus is the source of this 1614-nucleotide messenger RNA. Lineage: Eukaryota; Metazoa; Chordata; Actinopteri; Cypriniformes; Cobitidae. The record is from RefSeq and is a predicted model, not a curated record.